Mus caroli (Ryukyu mouse) is the source of this 2027-nucleotide messenger RNA. The record is from RefSeq and is a predicted model, not a curated record. Lineage: Eukaryota; Metazoa; Chordata; Mammalia; Rodentia; Muridae.
CAGAAAUGGCUGUGGAUCAGAAAAGCCAGGGUGCCGAGCCUGCAAGAGGUGAAGCCUGUGUUAAUAGACCCCCAAGGCGGUGAGGACACAUUGCUUUCUUGUGUGAAAUUAACCAAAUCCCAAGGAAAGAAAGAUAUUGACAUGGCCACCAAGAAAAGCAAAAACCUGAAUGCUAGACCAGAAUCCCUUUCUGCACCCCUCAGUGGAACUCGCAUUUCAAAUGCACACAACCAGGAAGUCCCAGUAUCUCCUUAUGAGAUUGAAGUGCCAGUGUGGGGGAACUUGAAACCGUUCCCAGAAAACCCAUUCUGGGCAAGCACUGAUUUUCCAAUUGGCCAAGGAGGAUACUGGGGCAGCUGUUCCUCUUGUCAGCAUCUUCGUCUCAAAGCUUCUUACACAGACAUGGAUCUCUUAAGUACAUGGCGCAGCAGCAGUUUUGGGAAUUUUGACCGUUUUCGGAAUAAUUCCGUAUCAAAAUCUGAUGACUCAAUUGAGGUCCAUGACAGGGAACUGACAAAUGGAAGUGAAGAACAAAGCAAGACUUCAAGCAGUGGAGGAAGUCUAGGUAAAAAAGUGAGGGCUAUUUCAUGGACAAUGAAGAAAAAAGUAGGAAAAAAAUACAUCAAAGCUCUUUCUGAGGAAAAAGAGGAGGAAAGUGGAGAGGAAGCCCUCCCAUAUCGGAACAGUGAUCCCAUGAUUGGAACACAUACAGAGAAGAUCUCACUCAAAGCCAGUGACUCUAUGGACAGUCUUUACAGUAGGCGGAGUUCAUCAAGUGGAAUAACAAGCUGUUCAGAUGGAACAAGUAAUCGGGACAGCUUCCGACUGGAUGAUGACAGCCCCUACACGGGGCCAUUCUGUGGCAGGGCCAGAGUGCACACAGACUUCACGCCAAGUCCCUAUGACACCGACUCCCUUAAAAUCAAGAAAGGAGACAUCAUAGACAUUAUCUGCAAAACACCAAUGGGAAUGUGGACAGGGAUGCUGAACAAUAAAGUGGGAAACUUCAAAUUUAUUUAUGUGGAUGUUAUCUCAGAAGAGGAAGCAGCGCCUAAGAAAAUAAAGGUCCCCAGGAGCAGGAGAAGAGAGAGCCACCAGACUCUCCAGGAGUUCUUAGAGAGGAUUCACCUUCAGGAAUACACUUCAACACUUCUGCUGAACGGUUAUGAGACCCUGGAUGACUUGAAGGAUAUCAAAGAAAGUCAUCUCAUUGAAUUAAACAUUGCCGAUCCAGAAGACAGGGCGAGGCUGCUGUCUGCUGCCGAGAGUCUCCUGGAUGAGGAGACCACUGCAGAGCAUGAAAAGGAAUCUGUGCCUCUGUCCUCAAACCCAGACAUCUUAAGUGCAUCACAGCUAGAGGACUGCCCGAGGGACUCUGGCUGUUAUAUCUCAUCGGAAAACUCAGAUAAUGGUAAAGAAGAUCUGGAGUCAGAAAAUCUGUCUGACAUGGUGCAGAAGAUUGCCAUCUCAGAAUCCAGUGACUGAACACACACUCUCAUGUCCACACCCGCAGCCGAAUUCCAUUUGAACUUCUUGUAUGCUACAGGAUCGAAUGGAAGGUUUCCAAAUGCACCCCAGAGUGCUAAGUGUUUCAGUCGGAACGAUUGUGCAUGCAAAUUUAUAUUUCUCACCUACCAACGAGUGUGCAUAAAGUGUAUAUUUAUUAAAUACUAUGUGUUAAAGUUUACCUGCCUGUAUUAGAAAAAAGACAUGAUGCAAGCCCAUGUAUGGUAUGUACUGUAUUCAUCUCUAUUUCAUAAGUGUAAAAAAAUGUAGACAUGGAGAUCAUAUACUAAUAUAUAUUAUUGAAUUUUUUUUAUAGAAGAAGUUUUAGUUGAACUAAUUUCUAUAGGUAGAAUAUAUACUCAUUUUUGAAGUACUGGGAAAUUGGAGACUGAGAUUAGAGACUGUUGUCUUCAAAGAUGGAGUUUUAGUAACAAUUUUCUGUUUGUUUCUUCACUCUGUUAUCUGAUAUGCAGAGAGAGUUAACAAUAUAUUGUCUGUUUUGGUCAAGUAAACAUAGUUUU